Hevea brasiliensis (rubber tree) is the source of this 1469-nucleotide messenger RNA. RefSeq names its product protein SRG1. Lineage: Eukaryota; Viridiplantae; Streptophyta; Magnoliopsida; Malpighiales; Euphorbiaceae. Bases 274 to 1362 code for a protein of 362 amino acids. The record is from RefSeq and is a predicted model, not a curated record. The transcript is spliced from 4 exons.
AUAUGACCCUAAAGAAGGGAGAAAUUAAAUGCAAUUAAGAAACCUGUAAAAAAACUCGACCAUGGAGACUGAGAAUAAGAUUGGGGUAAGGGUUUGAAAAGAUGGCCUUAAAUCCCAAUCACAGACCACCGAUAGUCAACUGACACUGAUGACUGACUCUUUUUAUUUGCCUUUGACAUCAAACUUUCUUAUGUCCCUCUAUGAACCUCUUCCCUCUUUGUUUGUUUGAGGAAGCGCAAUUAGCAAACAGAGGAUCUAUCGGGCAAGAAGAGUAUGGAAUCAAAAGGAAGCAGUAUUGGAAGCUCUCUGCUGGUACCUUGUGUCCAAGAAUUGGCUAAGGAGCCCUUGGUUGCUGUCCCACCAAGGUACAUACGCCCUGAUCAAGAUCAUCCCAUCGUUGCUGCUGGGGAUGAUGCAUCAUUGCCAGAGGUCCCUGUUAUCGAUAUGCAGAGAUUACGUGACGAAGAAUCCGUGGAUUCUGAAUUGGCCAAGCUCCAUUUUGCUUGCAAGGAAUGGGGUUUCUUCCAGUUGAUAAACCAUGGAGUAAGCUCUUCAUUGUUGGAGAGAAUGAAGACAGAACUUCAGGAUUUCUUUAACCUCCCAAUGGAGGAGAAGAAAAAAUUCUGGCAGUAUCCUGGAGAAGUAGAGGGAUUUGGUCAGGCCUUUGUUGUGUCUGAAGAGCAGAAGCUUGACUGGGCUGAUCUUUUCUUCAUGGUCACUCAACCAGUUCAUUUGAGGAAGCCUCACUUGUUUCCAAAGCUCCCUCUUCCUUUCAGAGACACCUUGGAGAGUUAUUCAUCAGAAGUGAAAAAUUUAGCUGUGGUCAUCCUUGAGCAGAUGGCAAAAGUGCUGAAAAUUAGAGAUGAGGAAAUGAGAGAGAUCUUCAUUGAAGGCAUAAGGCAAACAAUGAGAAUGAACUAUUAUCCGCCUUGUCCUCAACCAGAGAAGGUCAUUGGCCUGACCCCUCAUUCAGAUGGCACGGGUCUCUCCAUUCUCCUACAAAUUAAUGAUGUUGAAGGUCUUCAGAUUAGGAAAGAUGGGAGGUGGAUUCAUGUGAAGCCCCUACCAAAUGCCUUUGUUAUCAACAUUGGAGACAUUUUGGAGAUCAUAACCAAUGGCACAUAUCGUAGCAUCCUGCAUCGUGCAACAGUGAACUCUCAGAAGGAAAGGCUCUCAAUUGUUGCAUUCCAUUCUCCGAGGUUUGAUGGUGAAAUAAGUCCAGCACGGAGCUUGAUUACCAAGGAAACGCCGGCAAUGUUUAAAAGAAUCACGGUUAAGGAGUUCUUCAAGGGCUUAUUCUCUCGCGAACUUCGAUCAAAAUCUUACCUUGAUACAUUAAGAAUAGAACAUGGCGAAGAGUAAAGACUAAACUGGAAACCUGUAUUGUGCUUGAGAAAUAAGGUUCACAAAAUAGCUGUAAUGUAAAAUCAUGGAUAAUAAAUACAUUAUGCAUGCUUUUUCAGUUUUCA